Salvelinus sp. IW2-2015 is the source of this 2928-nucleotide messenger RNA. The record is from RefSeq and is a predicted model, not a curated record. NCBI's taxonomy places the organism in Eukaryota, Metazoa, Chordata, Actinopteri, Salmoniformes, Salmonidae.
GUGUGUAUGACUCGCCAGACUUUUCCUUUGCUACCAUUCCUCCUCCGAGCUGCAUGGUUCCAUCGAGCUGUGCCACGUGCCGCAAACAAACCUUUCGUGACUCGGAAUGUGAUGGCACGAGAAUGACGCAGGCGGAAAUCGGCAUGUGCAUCUUCCUGGCACCUGUGUGCCAGCCGUCGGCAGAUGAAUCUUCAUCUCAACUGACUAAUCAAUCCAUAUUCAAGUCAACAUACUUCCUUUAUUUACAGUUGUCACUUACAAGGACACUUAGCUAUCUGGAACCACAGGUCUGGCACUGUGUGUGUGAUGUUAAUACUAGCUUAACUAUACCGGCUUUCCACUCGCUUUGUUUGUCUUUUUAUUUAUUUUUAUGCUUCUUUUUAUUUUUAAGAUUCUCCUCAAAGCAAAUUGGCCAUUGAAUUUGGCGUAUUGAGGUGACCAUAGUUUAGAGACAUUUGUCUUACUUGAGGAAUAUUUUUCAUUCAUUUAAUCGUUUUCAGCUAUUAAUUACAAAUUAUAAUCUCAUUCAUGCCAUGUAUAGCGCAGUAAUUCAACCACAUUUUUGUUUAGAAUUUUCCCCAGUAAUACACCAUUUUAAGAAUAGACCGGUAUGAAUAUUUGUCAAAUUCAUGCACUGGCUUUGAGAACGUUCAUGUACAUCUGUUUUCUUAAGAGGACAUUCCACUUAGUGUUGAGGAAUUCCUCGUYAUACUGCUUUUGCUUAGAGUUGCUAUCGGCUGUAACGGUGACAUCCGUAUCCCAAAACAAACUUUCCAAUUUGUGUCAGUUGAUUUGGUUCAUCAAUAAUAUCUGCAUAGGUCUCCUAACUAAAAAGAAGCAUUCAGUUUGUACUAAUUUGAACAGUGUGCAUAGCACAUAUAGAUUCAUGCACCGCCAAAUGUACUCUUCUUGCGUAAUUCGGGAAGGCCCAAUCUGAUAUACACCAAUUCAAGAGGAUAUAGCAAUAUAUUAAAUAUUGUUUUCUAACAGUCUUAAGUUUUAAUAAAUCAAAUUCACCUGUGUUCAUAAAAUAUUCAUUGCUACUCAACAUAAACAUGUUCAAUACAGCAAAUAACAUGAGCAUAACUCAGGGCUAUGACAUAAUCAUUAAGGUAAGGGGCUCUUGUCUUAAUAAUCACUUUCUAUGGGUGCCUUUUAUAGCUAAGCWAUUUUGGGAAUUGUAGUUUGUAUUUUUCCUAAAUCCAAGCGUGUACGUUUUUCGCAUUACAUUUUUUAAUAAACCAAGUAUUUUGGUGCGAAUUUUCUUUGUGUAUGCUCUCUUCAGCCUUUAUCCACAUCUACACUAAAUUGAAAUGAAUACUUUUCUGAUAAUACCUACUGAAACUAAAUCAAGUACAGUCGGAAAGAAAUGCACUUAUGCUUCUUUCGUCCAAUCAACCGGUCUGAUUUCGACGCCCUCCAAUCUGGUUUUGCCUUUUGAGGGGAUGGGCAGAGAUUGUGCUGUGGCUAGCAGGCGCGGCGCCAUUUCAUCUCGGAAACCAGUGGCAUUCGACAGUGAAAGCAGGAGCAUCAUCACCAUGGUGAAAAUCUUCAUUGGGAAUUUGUCUCCAGACACCACGGCAGAGGAGCUGCGCUCCCUCUUCUCCCAGUAUGGCAAGAUCUCAGAGUGCGACAUCAUCAAGAACUUUGGCUUUGUGCACAUCGACGACAAAGCCAAGGCGGAAGAUGCCAUCAAGAAUCUCCACCACUACGAGCUCAACGGGCAGGCCAUGAAUGUGGAGAUGAGCCGCGGCAGACCCAAAGCCUCCACCAAGCUGCACGUGGGUAAUAUCAACAGCAGCUGUACCAACCAAGAACUACGGGCCAAGUUUGAGGAGUACGGCCCAGUGGUGGAGUGUGACAUAGUGAAGGACUACGCCUUUGUCCACUUGGAGCGUGUGGAGGAUGCCAUGGAGGCUGUCAGUGGGCUGGACAACACAGCCUUCCAAGGCAAACUGCUGAGCGUGAAGCUUUCGACUAGCCGCCUGCGUACUACGCCUGGCAUGGGAGAGAGGACUGGUUGUUAUCGGUGCGGGCAGGAAGGCCAUUGGUCCAAAGAAUGUCCGCUCGACACGUUGGGCAACUACAGAGAGGGUGCCGAGCCAAGCUCUGACGGAUUCGAUGGCGGUGCCCCCAGGUUCGGCGGGGGCAGUCGCAGCGGCCGCGUUUAUCAACGGGGCUUCAGUGGCGGCGAUCCAGGUUACAGUGGCAGCUACGCUUCCGUGCACGACUUUGGCAGCAGAGGGUCUGCUUACGGCAGCGGCAGUAUACCCGGGUAUGGCAGGGGCGCGGGCUACGAGAGCGCAAUGAGUUACAGUGUCCCGCAGGGUUAUGGAAUGAGCGCUGCCGAACAAUGCAUGGCCCGGACAUACGCCAGCGAGGCAGUGUACGGCGGCACCAGCUCGAGCUAUGGUGCGAUCCCAGCCAACCCAGUGCGCCGGUCAUCUUACGAGGACCGGGAUCCUUAUGGUGUUGUGGACUUCUACGAAAAGUACCGGGCUCGUUCGUAUGGAGCCAGUUAUUUCGAAGAGCGCCGGUCUGUCCCUUUGCCAGCCCCACCUCCCCCCUCCUCGGCCAUAAUGAGGGAGCGCCUGCCGCCCUCUAGCCUCGACCUAUACGAGCGCUGUCCCCUCCCUCCUCUACCAGCCUCCAUCUCCUCAUACUACUCCCGCGACCGGAGCCCGAUCCGGCGAAUCCCUGCUGAUGCUGAGGGCUACGCGUACGAGCGCGCGCGCCUCUCCCCGGUGUCCUCCCUCCCCAGAAGCUUGGCUUAUGACAUCCCGCGGGACCCCUACGCCGAGCGGGCGCGCUAUGCUUACUAACCUUUUUCCCACUUGUCCAGGUAUCGCAACAGUGUCGUGCUCGGUUGGCCAUCUUAGUUCCGUCUCGCUAUGCGUUUCGACUUGGCCGUGGGAUGGAUGGGGAAUG